Gracilinanus agilis (Agile Gracile Mouse Opossum) is the source of this 2512-nucleotide messenger RNA. Its product is annotated as zinc finger protein 420-like. Lineage: Eukaryota; Metazoa; Chordata; Mammalia; Didelphimorphia; Didelphidae. The coding region runs from base 1 to 1812 and encodes 603 amino acids. The record is from RefSeq and is a predicted model, not a curated record. Gene Ontology annotation, biological process: regulation of immune system process; regulation of cytokine production; negative regulation of transcription by RNA polymerase II. The transcript has 3 exons.
AUGGCUACUAGAGCAAAAAGACCCAAGAAGCUCCUGUCCAGACAUCAGAGAAUCCACACUGGAGAGAAACCUUAUGAAUGUAAAUACUGCGGAAAGGCUUUCACACGGAGGGGCCAUCUUGCUUUACAUCAGAGAAUCCACAGUGGAGAGAAACUUUAUGAAUGUAAACAGUGUGCAAAGGCUUUUGCAGACUGGGGCUCUCUUGCUCUACAUCAGAGAAUCCAUAAAGGAGAGAAACGUUUUGAAUGUAAACAGUGUGGAAAGGCUUUCACAUGGAGGGGCCAUCUUGCUCUACAUCAGAGAAUCCAUAAAGGAGAGAAACGUUAUGAAUGUAAAGAGUGUGGAAAGGCUUUCACACGGAGGGGUCAUCUUGUUCUACAUCAGAGAAUCCAUACUGGAGAGAAACCUUUUGAAUGUAAAGAGUGUGGAAAGGCUUAUGCAGAGAGGGGCUCUCUUGCUACACAUCAGAGAAUCCACACUGGAGAGAAACCUUAUGAAUGUAAACAGUGUGGAAAGGCUUUCACAGAUAGAGGCAAUCUUGCCAGACAUCAGAGAAUCCACACUGGAGAGAAACCUUAUGAAUGUAAAGAGUGUGGAAAGGCUUUCACACGGAAGGGCCAUCUUGCUCUGCAUCAGAGAAUCCACAGUGGAGAAAAACCUUAUGAAUGUAAACAUUGUGGAAAGGCUUUUGCAGACUGGGACUCUCUUGCUCUACAUCAGAGAAUCCAUAUUGGAGAGAAACGUUAUGAAUGUAAACACUGUGGAAAGGCUUUCACAUGGAGGGGCCAGCUUACAGCACACCAGAGAAUCCAUACUGGAGAGAAACCUUAUGAAUGUAAAGAGUGUGGAAAGGCUUUCACACGGAGGGGCCAUCUUGCUCUACAUCAGAGAAUCCACACUGGAGAGAAACCUUAUGAAUGUAAAGAGUGUGGAAAGGCUUUCACACGGAAGGGCCAUCUUGCUCUGCAUCAGAGAAUCCACAGUGGAGAAAAACCUUAUGAAUGUAAACAUUGUGGAAAGGCUUUUGCAGACUGGGACUCUCUUGCUCUACAUCAGAGAAUCCAUAUUGGAGAGAAACGUUAUGAAUGUAAACACUGUGGAAAGGCUUUCACAUGGAGGGGCCAGCUUACAGCACACCAGAGAAUCCAUACUGGAGAGAAACCUUAUGAAUGUAAAGAGUGUGGAAAGGCUUUCACACGGAGGGGCCAUCUUGCUCUACAUCAGAGAAUCCACACUGGAGAGAAACCUUUUGAAUGCAAACAGUGUGGAAAGGCUUAUGCAGAGAGGGGCUCUCUUGCUGCACAUCAGAGAAUCCACACUGGAGAGAAACCUUAUGAAUGUAAAGAGUGUGGAAAGGCUUUCACACAGAGGGGCUCUGUUAUUAGACAUCAGAGAAUCCACACUGGAGAGAAACCUUAUGUAUGUAAACAAUGUGGAAAGGCUUUCACACGGAGGGGCUCUGUUGCUAGACAUCAGAGAAUCCACACUGGAGAGAAACCUUAUGAAUGUAAAGAGUGUGGAAAGGCUUUCACACGGAGGGGCCAUCUUGCUCUACAUCAGAGAAUCCACAGUGGAGAAAAACCUUAUAAAUGUAAACAUUGUGGAAAGGCUUUUGCAGACUGGGGUUCUCUUGCUCUACAUCAGAGAAUCCAUAUUGGAGAGAAACAUUAUGAAUGUAAACACUGUGGAAAGGCUUUCACUUGGAGGGGCUCCAUUGGUAGACAUCAGAGAAUCCACAGUGGAGAAAAACCUUAUGAAUGUAAACAGUGUGGAAAGGCUUUCACUCAGAGGGGCUCUCUUGCUGCACAUUAGAGAAUCCACACUGUAGAGAAACCUUAUGAAUGUAAACAGUGUGGAAAGACUCACACAGAGGAACAAUCUUGCUGCACAUCAGAGAAUCCAUACUGGAGAGAAACCUUUUUGUGUGGAGUGAAAAAUUAGUGUCUUAUUCUCAAGGUAAUAAUUAUUAAUGUCUAAGUAAAGCUGGUUCCCUCCCCCACCUCCCAAACCCCAUCAAGCUACCUUCAAGGCAAGAUUAUCUUACCCACAUCCUCCUCCCUGUAGGACAAAAUCUUUAUAGCCUGACAGUGUUUUGGCUGUUUUUAGACCCCAAAGUACCCCAUGAUCAAAUCUUAAGUAACCUUUUUUCUUAGAGUUCUUCCCAUUGUAUCAAAGAUUUCCCCCAGGUAGUCAAGUCCAGUGGCUGAAAUUAUACUGGACUGCCCAUUAUAAAACCUCAGUCCCUCCAUUUUUUCUUUGUAUCUGUCUCCACCUUCCUGAUAAUUUCUUUAAAAUGUAAAUUUGCUUGAAUGUACUCACUGUAAAACUAUUUAACUUAAUAUUCCUGUCUUUUAUUUUUGGAAUUCAACCACUGUAAAAUGUUAUAAUCCCUUCACAGAGGCUUGAUUGUAUCAGCAUUCUCCUAUAAAUAAGGAAUUUUUCUGUGUAUUUUUGGAAUAUUUGUCUUAGGUCAAUGGCUUAAGAUAGUGCUCCACAUUUUAUCUUUCUGUCA